CGGCGGAAGAGUGGAAAGUCGCGAUUAAUUUUGUGCGUUUUCUUUCGGUAGUCAAAUGAAUUUAAAUCAUUUCCCGAAUGAGGUGCUUUGCUGCAUUUUCGACUAUCUGCCGUGGAAGGAACGGCAACGUGUUUCGCUAGUGUGUGGCCGAUGGAACGCAAUCAUCAAUUCCGAGCACUUUCUGCGCCACCAGAAGCUGGUACUGUACAACUGUAGCAAAGCCAAAUUUUUCUACGGCGUGAGUGAUCAGCUGUUGCGUCGCCAAAAAUGCAUCGAAUUCAAUUCCAACGCUAUGCUGGACACCGAGGAGCUGUUGCUGACCGUGCGUGACACGUUCGGUGGUGGUGAGGCUAUGGUCGAAUCGCUCACCCUUAACAUGCGUUCUGAACAUCGGGCCGCGUUCGAGCUGAUCGUGGCUAAUCUACCAAAACUGGCCCACUUACGAGAGCUGAAAAUUUCGGCCAACGAGGGGCUAAGCAAGGGUCUGGUGAUAAGCAGUGCGUGUUUGGAGAGGGCAAACAUUUCCUUCUAUCAGAACUCGCUCUGUGUGCUCGAUACCCCGCGGCUCCAUACGCUGCAUCUCACAGUGCGGUACCGAAGCGAGAUGGAGCUGCUGAAAGCGGUCAGUGACCAGCUGACGGAACUGGAAGUGUCGUUCAUCUCGAAGGAUCAUGUUGCUAGCCUCUUUGACUGCGAUUUCCGUUCGUUGCGAGUGUUGGCCAUCGCACUCAAGAAUGAUAAGUACAUAUCCUAUGGUUCACCGACGCCUGCCAAAGCGAUGGACACGGAUGGUGUAUUCACGCAGACAAUCGGAGGACUUCAGAGUUUGAGCAUCGUCGAUAUGUGUUGCAUAUUUGAUCUGGACUUUCUACAGAUGUUUACGCACGCCACCUCACUCACGGCUUUGGCGAUCAAUAACAUUAAGCUGGUCAAUGAAGUACACGAUUUUAUAAAUAGUUUCCGUAAGCUAGAGUAUCUCAAUCUCGAUGGGUGCACAACGUCAAACGAUGAACCGAAAAGACUGGAUCUACCGGUGCUUCAGACGCUCGUGUUGCCUCACAAGCAUAACCCACUGUUUAGCAUUACCGAGCUACAGACGCUCACUACGCUGUACUAUAGUAACGCGAUGAAAACGAAAACGAAUUUUAUCGAGAAGAUGGCGAAAGCAUUCGCCAAUCUUCAGUUUCUGUACGUUCAAAACUUUGAUUACGAACUCGACUCGAACGCGUUCGUCUCUCUCAAUCUGCUGUCGAAGCUGCGCGUACUGACGAUCAAGGAUAUGUCCGUGUCCUGCCAGGUGUUUGCCAACUGCAAAACGGUCCCCAAUCUGGAGCGUCUAGUCAUGGAUACGAUAGUGACGGAAGUGUCGAUAUUGGAAACGAUUCCUUCAAUAUUUCCCUCACUGCAAUCCUGCGUCCUGAAGAACUGUUUCUUUUAUCUCAUACCAAAAGAUAAGAGUUGCAGCUACAUGGAGUUUGAGGAGCUGCGGCGCCAGAUGCCUAGCUGUCGGGUUUCCACAAGAACUUCGACAGUUUUUAUCAACCAACAGCAUCAAUGACAAUGAGCUGGUUUUAGAUGUAGCGUGUAUUACGCAAACACGACAAAUCUGUAAAUGAUAGCUUCCAAUCCGACCCUAUACGGAACAGUGAUAUGUAUAGUGAUGUUUUGAUGAGGUGGAAAUAGAAAAUAGUGGUUCGUGACGAACUGCGCCAUAAAGGUAGGUGGUCAGUGUGUACGAUUGUAAGAAACAUAUAUAAGCUCGGGCCAUGGAGAGGCAUGAGCCGAAAUAGCUCAGUUGGGAGAGCGUUAGACUGAAGAUCUAAAGGUCCCCGGUUCAAUCCCGGGUUUCGGCACAAGGGAACAUCUUUUUACAACUUUUUUGUUUACCACCGAGACGAUUGGUAAUAUGUUACGAGUUUCGUUAUAUUGUUUCUAGUGGGAUUGUUUUGUUUACCAUUUAUACAAUGUUUUAAUUUAAAUUGAGAGAAAGUGGUCGUUUAUAUACAAUAAAAACCAAAUAUUUGGUUUGGAAUAUAAAAAAAACAUCCAAUUGAAUU
Molecule: messenger RNA, 2057 nt
Organism: Anopheles darlingi
Lineage: Eukaryota; Metazoa; Arthropoda; Insecta; Diptera; Culicidae
Exons: 4
Coding region: 56-1558 (500 amino acids)
Molecular function (GO): protein binding
Source: RefSeq, a predicted model, not a curated record